AUGUGGGCGUGGGGAAGCAACGCGUACGGGCAGCUCGGGUGGGCACCGACGCCCACAGUGAGGCAACAGGCCAAGCCCAGCCCCAUCGUGCUGGAGUGCGUGGGCGCGAGGCAAGUGGUACAGGUGGCGUGCGGCCUCUACCACACGGUGUGCCUCACGGCUGACGGCUUGGUCUUCUCCUGGGGUCGCAACGUCGAAUGCUGCGUGCGGUGGUCGGUCAUCCAGCUCCAGCUGGGUCAUGCCGGACCAAAGUCCAGCGGCGCGGCUGCAGCGGCUGCGGUGCAGGUCGACGCUGCACAGGUCCUCGAGGGUCUGGAGGACAUGCCCGUGCAGCAGAUCGCGUGCGGGCGCUAUCACACCGCCGUUCUCACGACUGCGGGCGCGAUCAUGGAAUGGGGUUGGGGCGAGCAAAAGGCUCCGAGGCUGGUUGAGGGCCUGUUGGGUCUUCCCAUCAGGCAGCUCGCUUGCGGGGUCUACACAACCAUUGCCCUCACCUCCGACGGCCAAGUCUACACAUGGGAGGCACGCAAGCUGGGACAAGCUGGUUACGCGCCGCAACUGGUUGAAGCGCUCCAGGACAAGGGAGUGGUCAAGCUUGCAUGUGGCCUGUGGGACGUGAUGGCGCUGACUGAGGACGGCGAAGUGUACACUUGGACGGACCACAGCUGGUCGCCAUUCAACUCCAACAAAGUGAUCCCGAGCUUGGUGACUGCCCUGAGCGGACAGGGCAUCACCGACAUCGUGUGCGGCAAGGCCUUUAGUGUGGCCCUCACCGAUGGAGGUGAUGUGUGGUCGUGGCCCAAGGGCCGAGAAGAUGAGGCCAAGCCCAUGGAAGCCCUGCGCGAUAAGGGGGUGCGCAUGCUGGCUUGCGGCGAUACCCACACGGUGGCCCUUGCCACGGUUGGUUGGCGAGAUGAGUGCACGGUGUUCACCAGCGGCCUGAAUGACUACAACCAGCUUGGAAGUGUCAAGGAUCGCACCACUGAUGAGCCGAGUGCCGUGGAUGAUCUGGAGAAUAUGUCCUUCUGUCAGGUGGCCUGUGGCGGCUAUCACACAGUCGCGCUCACCGGCCCGUGGAUGGGACUCAGUUCCGACUUGGUGGACGAUCUGGCUGCCAUACUUCACUCUGGUCAAAUGGCGGACUACGAGUUCGUGGUCGACGGGCGAUCCUUCCCCGUUCACAAGAUCAUUCUCGCCGCUCGGUGCAGCCAUCUCGACCCUGGCCGAGACCGACACCACGACUCGGGUCGAGAUGAACGACGUCACCGCCGAGAUCUUUGGAGUAUUCCUCGAGUUUGUGUACAAGGAUCGCUGCCGCGUAUCGAGAGCCAAUGGGAAGGCUCUGUUGAGCCUAGCGGAGCGAUUUGGAGUACCCCGACUGGCCCGUCUAUGCCACAACGCCCUAUCAUCGACGACGUCGAGAGGUGA
This is a messenger RNA of Acanthamoeba castellanii str. Neff, 1428 nucleotides long. RefSeq names its product regulator of chromosome condensation (RCC1) repeat domain containing protein. The transcript is spliced from 14 exons. The record is from RefSeq and is a predicted model, not a curated record. The coding region runs from base 1 to 1428 and encodes 475 amino acids. NCBI's taxonomy places the organism in Eukaryota, Discosea, Longamoebia, Acanthamoebidae.